AUGGGCUGGCUUUGCCUUCCUGUAGGCGGCCUGGUGAUGCCUAUUAAGAUCCUCCUCUUCUAUGUCAUCUUCUACGGUUGCCUGGCAGGUAUAUUCAUUGGGACCAUCCAAGUGAUGUUGCUCACUGUCAGUGAAUUUGAGCCCAAAUACCAGGAUCGAGUGGCACCUCCAGGACUGACUCAAGUCCCCCAGGUACAAAAGACAGAAAUUUCCUUUUCUGCUGCUGAUCCCAAAAGUUACGAGCUUUAUGUGAAGAACCUUGAGAAGUUCUUAAAGGACUACAACCCUGAGCAGCAAACUGAAAACAUUGUAUUUCAGGACUGUGGGGAAAUACCUGCCGAUUACAAAGACAGAGGACCAUAUAGUGAUGCCCAGGGCCAGAAGAAGGUCUGCAAAUUCAAACGUGAAUGGCUGGAAAACUGUUCUGGAAUAAAUGAUCCCACCUUCGGGUACAAAGAUGGCAAACCAUGCAUCCUGGUCAAGCUCAACAGAAUUAUUGGCUUCAAGCCUAAGGCUCCAGUAAAUGAGAGCCUCCCAGCAGAGGUCAUGGCAAAAUACAGCCCGUAUCUCAUCCCUGUCCACUGCGUUGCCAAGAGAGAGGAAGAUGAAGACAAAGUAGGCACAGUGGAGUACUAUGGGAUGGGUGGCUACCCUGGCUUUGGCCUGCAGUACUACCCCUACUACGGGAAGCUCCUGCAGCCGCGGUACCUGCAGCCCCUGGUGGCAGUGCAGUUCACCAACCUGACCUACAACACGGAGGUGCGUGUGGAAUGCAGGGCCUACGGGCAGAACAUCGAGUACAGCGACAAAGACCGCUUCCAGGGACGCUUUGAUAUUAAAUUUGACAUAAAAAGCAGCUGAUUGUGAGCACAACUCUCUUACCCCCCUCCCCUCCUCCUCCUCUUCCUCCUAGCCAUGAAAAAAGGUUAAAAAAAAAAAAGAACAAAAAUUAAAACCUACUAGUCUUGAACAAACUGUCAUACGUAUGGGACCUACACGUAAUCUAUAUGCUUUACACUAGCUUCCUGCAUUUACUAGGUUAGAAUGUAAACAAAAGUGUAGCAAUAGCGACAAAUAUUUAUUCUACUGUAAAUGACAAAAGAAGACAAAAAUUGAGCCUUGGGACAUGCCCAUUUUUACUGUAAAUUAUGAUUCCAUAACUGACUUGUAGUAAGCAGUGUUUCUGGCCCCUAAGUAUUGCUGCCUUGUGUAUUUUAUUUAGUGUACAGUACUAUAGGUGCAUACUCUGGUCAUUUUUCAAGCCAUGUAUUGUAUCUGUUUUCUACUUCUUGUGAGCAAAGACUUUUGCUGUCCAAGGUGUAAAUACUCCAUGGGACUAGAACUGGCAUGAUACUUCUCAUUAUGUUGUUCCUUUUCAAAGAAAGGCCCACCUGUGAGACUCUUUAUUUAACAGCACUCCAUACGGCCUCUGAUUUUCUGUGGUGUUAGGGUAUUUUAUUUGGAGGGGUGGCAGGGGAAACUAACUUAAGUUCAAGAGAAUAGAUGAUUGUGUACUGUGCUUUGUAGCGAAUGCUGUCCCUCUCUCCACCUUUUCCCUCAUCCUCCAGUAUGUUGUGUGAGAGACUGGGUCAGACUAUCACUCUACUCAGUGAUAGGUGUAACUCUUUGCUUUGUAUAUUUUUUCUUUUCCUUUUUCUUUUUCUUUUUCUUUUUUCUUUUUUUCCUGCUGGAGGCAUCGCACACUGUGGGCUAAUGUCUUUUAUUGAAUGUUUUUAACCAUUUUCAUGGUGGAAGAAUUUUAUAUUUAUGCAGUUGUACAAUUUUAUUUUUUCUGCAAGAAAGUGUAAUGUAUGAAAAUAAACCAAAGUCACAUGUUUGAAAAUAAAUCUUUAUUUUAAACUUUAUAAAAGCAAUGCAGUACCCCAUAGAAUGGUGUUAAAUGUUGUCUAAAGUGCAAAACUCUAUGUUCUAACAUGUAAUAAUAGCCAGGAGUACAGUGCUCUUGUUGAUCUUGUAUUUCAGUCAGGUUGAAACAUUGGACAAAUAAAUGAAUGAACACAC
Messenger RNA from Chaetura pelagica (chimney swift), 2022 nucleotides. It is a transcript of the gene ATP1B1, whose product is annotated as ATPase, Na+/K+ transporting, beta 1 polypeptide. The record is from RefSeq and is a predicted model, not a curated record. Gene Ontology annotation, cellular component: sodium:potassium-exchanging ATPase complex. NCBI's taxonomy places the organism in Eukaryota, Metazoa, Chordata, Aves, Apodiformes, Apodidae. Gene Ontology annotation, biological process: sodium ion export across plasma membrane; potassium ion import across plasma membrane; intracellular sodium ion homeostasis. The transcript has 6 exons. Gene Ontology annotation, molecular function: ATPase activator activity. Bases 1 to 861 code for a protein of 286 amino acids.